AUGACGGCUAUCAAACCUUAUCGGAGCCAAAGCUCGCAGCUUCUCCGCAAACCGCCUACUCCUCGGAAAACGCAACCUCGAUGGGCUGACACAAAUCCUACCCAAACCCUGAACUCAAAACCCCCAAUCCCACCGAAAAAGCAUCACCCAACAAUAAUAACCUUCACCCCAAACCCAGUCUACACAACAGGCCGGCGUGACCUCCCACCGUCAAAUACAAGCCCGCCACCCAACACGCCCCUCUCCCUCCCCCCAGCUCUCGAACCAAUCCGCUCAAUCCUCGCACCGGGACAGCAUGGCACAUCCCCAUUAGCGGAGUAUCAUCCCACCCUCCGCGGCGGACAGACAACCUACCAUGGACCCGGCCAGAUGGUUGCAUAUACGAUUCUUGAUUUGAAGAGGCUGGGCUUGACGCCUCGGUGUCAUAUCCGCGUGUUGGAGAAUAGUGUCAUUGAUUUGCUGGGUGGGUUUGGGGUGAAAGGAUUCACGACUGAGGAUCCGGGCGUCUGGGUGCGAGACACUGCCAAUGGGAAUGGGGGUGGAGAGGGGGAAGGAAUUGCGAAGAAGAUUACUGCUGUCGGCGUCCAUCUCAGGAGGAACAUUAGUUCUUUUGGGAUUGGGUUGAAUGUUACGCAGGAGCCUAUGUGGUUCUUUAGGCAGAUUGUUGCUUGUGGGUUGGAGGGGAAAGAGGCCACUAGUUUGCAGGGUGUGGGUGUUGAGGGGGAUGGUGUUUCUGUUGAUAGUGUUGCGGAUGCGUUUGUGAGCAGGUUCGUUGAGCGUGUUAAUGCUGAUUUUGCUUGUGGGGAGAAGGCUUCGGGGGAGAGAAUUGAGGAGGUUUAUCGGGUUAGAGAGGAGGAUUUACUUUAG
Penicillium antarcticum is the source of this 867-nucleotide messenger RNA. Its product is annotated as lipoyl(octanoyl) transferase LIP2. Gene Ontology annotation, cellular component: mitochondrion. Gene Ontology annotation, biological process: protein lipoylation. Gene Ontology annotation, molecular function: lipoyl(octanoyl) transferase activity. The record is from RefSeq and is a predicted model, not a curated record. NCBI's taxonomy places the organism in Eukaryota, Fungi, Ascomycota, Eurotiomycetes, Eurotiales, Aspergillaceae. The transcript has 2 exons. Bases 1 to 867 code for a protein of 288 amino acids.